Messenger RNA from Ilyonectria robusta, 2063 nucleotides. RefSeq lists its product as uncharacterized. Lineage: Eukaryota; Fungi; Ascomycota; Sordariomycetes; Hypocreales; Nectriaceae. The transcript has 6 exons. The record is from RefSeq and is a predicted model, not a curated record. Gene Ontology annotation, molecular function: DNA-binding transcription factor activity, RNA polymerase II-specific; zinc ion binding. The coding region runs from base 277 to 1956 and encodes 559 amino acids. Gene Ontology annotation, biological process: regulation of DNA-templated transcription.
GAGGACACUACAGACGACGAUGUGUCCGUGACAGAGGAGGAACUUAUCGAACAGGGGGUGCCAGCUUUGACUCGAAUAUUUGGAGCACUUCAAAUCGAGGCUGAUUUGUCACAGUAUCCAGAAUCAUUUGAUUCUGAUUGUAGCGAGGAGGACUUGGAACAGCUCUCCCUUUCACAGACUGUGGGUAACGAUGACGCUAAUCACUCAUCAGAGACCAACUCGCGUGUGGUUAUCGGUGAUCAAGAAUCUAUUGGGGAUGCUGAAGACAACCACGAUAUGGGUUCCGACGAAGUGCAACAACCUACCAAGCAGGAAUUUAUCGACAAUUCUUACGAUUGGCCUGACAAAGAAUUGGACGUCAAACCCCAAAAUCCUAACGCCACUAAAGACCGGAAUCGAAAAAAAGCUGGAGACUCUGCUAAACGGAAACGGGGUGACCUUACCGACACUGACUCCGACGCCCCAUGUUGUUCGCUAGAUAAAUUUCAACGAAUAAAAGACUCAACGAUGCAGGCCAGGGUCAAGUCGAACCGCAUGGAAAUCAAUAUGGUCAGAAAGGGGAAGGCUUGCCUGCGCUGCCGUAAUCAAAGGUUGAAAUGUGCCUCCGACCCUGAAAAUCCUACUAGAAGUUGCAAAAAUUGCCAGAGCAACUCUUGGUCGACCUGGAAGAAGCGCCACAGAAUUAUUUGUCUUCAAUCCAAGGUCUCCGAGGUCAUCCUCUACCGUCGCGGUGGUCUCAACCUCACUCGUCGGUGGAAAGAUGUCGGCAUGCAUGACAUCGAAGACCGCGUUGGUAACGGAUACCGUGUUAUCCACGUCUCCCAAGGACUCUGCGAGGCACCGAUCGUCUUGAACGUUGUCCAGUUCAAACCCAAGAAGGGGGAUGUGAUUGCCCGCCACUGGACCUGCUAUGAGGAAGGGAAAGAGCCCGUCAGGAAGUCAAAAGAGCUUGCGUGUUACUGUUUACUCGACAUCAACGCUACUGCGGCUGCUGUUGAAGAGUACACAGUUUCGAAUGCGUUCAGUGCCAUGUUGAAACGUAUUUUGGAGCCUGUGUUGGAGGCUGCGGCGAUGGAUCCCACUCCCCCUGUUGGAUUGAUUGAGCUUACGUACUGGCGGGCCAUGUGCGAGUUCGUACGGCUUUGCCAGAAGAUACCGACCGGUGAUCGCCUACCAGAAGACCAAAUGGCGAUACGCUUAUUGGGCAAUACCUUUAUUCUGUGGUUGGCAAUCCAACACACGACAGGUUCAUCCUACAUUACGGGCGAUGACAAGCUAGGCAUGGAGCUGGAAACUCAUGACCCAACAUAUCCGUUGCAGGGCAAGAUUUCUAUCCCACGGAUGAUCGUCGCCCAGUUCGACAACUUGAACUACACCCAAGUGCUCGAGAAGUACAAGAAGAAAGUCAUGACCGAGCUUAGGUAUUUCAUGAACCGCUCCAACACACAGUGGUUUGUCGUCUAUUUGGUCCUCUUCAUCCUCAUGCAACAGGCGAGCUCGACUGCGGCGGAUCGAUCUCGACACGCAAGAGCAAAUUUCGGAACAUCGAUUCGAUACUCUAUCCCGGACUUCGUCGAAAACCUCCAGGAGGGAUGCAACAGUCUCCUCGCCCACUGGCACUGGUACGCCAAAGGAGUCUGGAACAGGUCCACCCGGAUUGAUUCAAAAGGAGAGGCGCGAAUCGGUGAUAUGACAGUGGCACAAACCAAAAUCAUACAGGCAGCAAAAUCCGACCCCGAGAUCAUCAAGCAACAUGAGUUUUGGAAGCGUUGGAGAAGGGAGAAUGGCAACAUUUCGAUGAUGGGCGACAGGAGGCCUGCCGAAGACGAAUACCAGGGGAGCCAAAAUCAGCUCGAUUGGGAACACCCCUAUUACUGGAUCGCCCAGCUUCUCGAAACCAAGUGGUCGCCGCACCAGACGUACCAGCGCGAACCUGUUCCCACCGUCGCCACCUGACGGUUUAUACCAGACACCCAAGAACGAAACCACAUCUUUGUUUUUCCUUAACACGAUCCUUAACACUAUCACGGCAUUUCCUCGAUACUAACGACUCACAAACGGAC